GCUAAAACCCUAGUAGGUACUGAAUCUCAAAAUACAAUACAAAAUAGAAUCAUUAUUUACUAGAUGUGUCACGAACAUACAUUUAUAUUAGUUAAGUAAUUAAAUUAUAAACACGUAUAUCUAAAUUAAUUGUUAUACAUUUAAUCUACAGGUAGAAAACGAAAUGGUUUCACACUAAUUGGUAUUUGUUAAGUAUAUUCGUAUUUAUAUCAAUAAAAAGAAAGUAAUUCUAUAAGUAAAUUUUAGUAAGUCGUUUCUAUAAUUUUAAUGUAUUUUAUUAACAUUUUUCGCUUCAGGUACGUCUACCAAUCUUAUGUUUAACUAAUAAUUGUACUGCUGAGCCUCCAUCGGACCCUAUUAGAAAAAAAUAUAUACAAAACAAUGAAACCUAAACUUUCAGCGUUUUGCUAUGAUGGUCGCUAACAUUCUCAAUCUUGUAGAAUGGAAAAGAAUUAAAUCAAGAUUUUGAAAGAAGCAAGUGUGAGUUCCAGUGGUUUUUAGCCACCAAAGCUCACGCCAGCGGCCGGUCCGUAGGCUAUAGACAGAUUAACCCCCCGGCAGCCAGUUACAGGUCAUUAGCGCCCCCGAGACGCCUCUGUGGCUUGUAGCGUGAUGCGCCGCGCGCCUCCACGCCCGUCACUCCCUUGACCACCUUCAACAAGCAAUGCGUAAGUUACUAUACAUACUACGUGAACGGAGAACGGAUGGGCGUAGCGAAUAGGUACAAUGAAAAUUAUCCUUAAUAUUAUAUCAGUAGAAAUCGUCGCUAUUUCGCCGUUUGAUCUGUCCAGGCGCAGAGGAAUACUACGUAUAGAAUUAUAGAGUGCAGACAGAGUUUAAUUCAGCCAGUGCCAUUAUCAGUGAAAAUGGUAAUCAUCCCAUUAAAACAAUAUGAACAAUGUGUUAAUAUUACCGUCCCAUAAAUGUUGAUACCUAAAAUAACGUUCAUAUUAAUCAUGUUGCUAUGAGACGUUUACAAUUUUCCAAAUUCAGCACAGGCCGAUAUGUUUACACUCUUUCGAUUUCUCUGUGUAUGGGUCUGUACGAACGGGUGGCGGCUGUUAAAGUACUCAGUAUCCAUAUAAUGUCAAAGUAUAUAUUACACUGCCCUCUCUGUGGUCGUUCGUUCUCCGGCUAUAGUAGUAUGUAUAGUGAUGACGUUGGAGCUGGUGAAAGGGAGGGGCACGGCGGUAGAGGUAGUGGAGGCGCGUGGCGCCGCUACAGCGUGUCUUGGUUGCCGGUCCCGCCCCGCCGGACGCCGCUGCCCCGCACUCGCCGCCCCGCCACGCAGUACAAAGCCUCUAUAACAGUCCCAGAUUGCCCCGGCCCCGAACGUGUACUCUCGAUAACGGCAUCAGAUAUCGACACGAUUUUGGAAAUCGUGAAAGAUAUUCUUCCAAAUUUGGCUGAUGGAGGACCUAAUAAAGGAAACAAUGAUGACCUCGAUGUCCGUCUACUGAUUCAUCAGAGUAGAGCAGGUUGCGUUAUCGGCAAAGGUGGCGCCAAAAUUAAAGAACUGCGAGAGAAAACUGGCGCCCGUCUAAAGAUAUUCUCGAACCCGGCGCCUCAAAGUACGGAACGGGUGGUACAGCUGGUUGGCAAGGCUGAUGCUACAGCUGCCGGAAUUCGAGAGGUGCUGGAACUGAUACGACAGGUGCCGAUAAAAGGAGCUAUUGAGAACUAUGAUCCGCACAACUACGAUGACUUUUACGCGGACGAAUAUGGCGGCUUCGGUGGUGGGCAGGGCGGCGGCGGCAGAGGGGGGCGCGGUGGUCCCGGGCCGCGCGGUAACCGGCCGCCACCACCUCUAGGCCCCGGCGGCCGCGGUCCUGGACCCCGAGGCCCCAUGUCCCGCGGAGGGCCCCCUGGCCCGCCACCGGGUCCACGUAGCAACUUCAACGACUUCGGGGGUCCCCCGCCUCGUGGCAACUUCGGCGGGCCCCCGCGUGGCAACUUUAGCGGCGGCAACUUCGGUGGCAAUUUCGGCGGCGGUCGUUCCAGUGGGGGCGGCGGUAACUUCAACAACAACAGCGGCAACCAGCAAGAAACUUCCACACAAGUCACCAUUCCAAAAGAUUUGGCGGGUGCAAUAAUCGGCAAGGCCGGCUCCCGAAUCCGUAAAAUCCGCGCGGAAAGUGGCGCCGGCAUCGAGAUAGCAGAGCCGGUGCAGGGCUCUAAUGACCGCAUCAUCACCAUCACCGGCACUCCGCAGCGCAUACAGAUGGCUCAGUAUCUCUUACAGCAGAGUGUACACGAGAGCAACCCGAAUCUCGGCCGCGGAAACUUCUGAUUCCGGUAACGAACUGAAAAUGAGAUAAAAAUUCGUAAAGUUUUUGCAAGCCACACCUCAUAUAAACUUCCUGUACAUUUUUAAUAUACACUAUAAUUUAUAUGUGUAAUUCUGAUAACUAACCAGAAAAACGAAAUGCUAAUUAUAAAAUAAAAGUAUGAUUUUAUUUUGCAAUCUAAUUAGAUAAUUAAAUAAUAUACAAUACAUAUUACAUAGAUAUGUAAUACGGAAAAUAUAUGUUCCUUUUAAGAAGCUAAUAAAAACAUUCUUGAAAAUAUUGUAAAUUUUAAUCUAGAUUAUAUAGAUAGAGCAUAGAGCCUCGAAAACGGGUCAACUUUUUGUCAGCUAAUUGUCAAAUUAGCAGACUAGUUUUUUUUUUUUUUAUUAAUGUUCUAUAUACUUACACUUCAGUGUAUUUUGACGUGUGUGUAUUUAAUUAAAAUGAGCUUAUGCGCAUUAAAAGGAGCAAAAAUUAUAAGAGGAAAUAUAGAAUUAAUGAGGAAUCACUUAUAACCGGUACCUAUCUUCAAUUUUAAGCAUAAAUGUAAUUAUAAAUAUUCACAUUUUUUUAAGAGCUCGCGCCAUUUUUAGUUGUUGCAAGUAUGCGAAAAAAUUCGAUGAUUAAACUCCACCACUACAGGUAAUUACAAUUCUUGUACAUGUCAAGUUAUUUACUAUAAUUAAUACUAAUAAUUAAUUAUAAAAGAUAUGAUUAUAUUUCAUUUUACAUGAAAUGUCAAUAUCAAUUUAUAUAGAUAUGUACAUAGAGAUACUAAUGAGUAGGUAUUAUGUGACUAUUGGCCGAUUUGGCCGAUUGCUUUCAAAAUCGAUAUCUAAGGAUCCUUAUACAUUUCAAAUAUGAAUCCGGUAUAACAACUAAUAAAAAUUGCCGCCAUUUUUAUUUCUUAUUUGAUCGAUUGCUUUUAAAAUCCAUAUCGGAGGAUCCGUAUACACUUCAAAUAUGGAUUCGGUGUCAGAAUUAAUCAAAAUUGCCGAUAUUUUUAUUUAAAGUGAUAAAAGUAUUUAUUUAAACAACGAUUAAUGAAAUAGCAUUAAGAAAUUAAACUUAAGAUAAUAUACAUGAUUAUUAUGUAAUAUUUUUUUAUAUUUAGUCAAUUACAAUUAAUUAACUCAUUUUCAAUUCUCAUAUGUUGGUAUUUCCAAAAACUCACAUAAAAUUUAAAUUAAUCCUAUUUAAUUCUAACACCAAUACAUGUUUUUAAUCUACAAAAAUUCUGAGAUAUUCGUAUAUAAAUCUGUUAAGUCCCUGUAAAUCUGUAAAGUUGUCCCUUUUUUUUUUUUUUUGAAGCAUUUGUAUGGAGACACUAUCUAUAUAAUCUAUUUUUUUAAUUGACAAAAUUGUUUUUCUGGUCCGAAUUUAUACUAGCAUAAGAAUGCAUUUAUCAUUGUAAAAGAAAGAUUUAAAUAAGAUUGUAUCAAUAAUUUACUGAUUAUUUGUUACAUCGAUGUAUUUUUAAGUAAAUAGAUGAUAGAUUUGAAAUAAAUAGUUUAUUUUACGAA
Galleria mellonella (greater wax moth) is the source of this 3811-nucleotide messenger RNA. It is a transcript of the gene HnRNP-K, whose product is annotated as heterogeneous nuclear ribonucleoprotein K. Gene Ontology annotation, cellular component: nucleus; cytoplasm. Bases 965 to 2290 code for a protein of 441 amino acids. NCBI's taxonomy places the organism in Eukaryota, Metazoa, Arthropoda, Insecta, Lepidoptera, Pyralidae. Gene Ontology annotation, biological process: regulation of mRNA splicing, via spliceosome; regulation of transcription by RNA polymerase II. The record is from RefSeq and is a predicted model, not a curated record. Gene Ontology annotation, molecular function: mRNA binding. The transcript has 7 exons.